GGUUUCAUUUGGCCCAAUUUCUUACUUUCUCAAUCGCCAGACCUUCUGUCGAGAAUGGUGCAGCCUUGCAACGAUAUGUGCUGAGCAUUCGAAUGAGCUUGGAGUUUCGGGCAGAUUGGCCAAAGCAGGCUUUAUGUGAUGCCAGGUCUGGCACCUGUUUGGAAGGGGAGGACCAGAUAAUUUUUGAGCAUGAUUCGGAAGGCCUUAUCAGGCUUCACUGGAUGAACCCUUUGCCUAAGCCAGCGUGGUUGCAGCACGGCGGAUACCAAUGCGACAUGUGCUUAAACCCGGACAUUCGCCUGGGCUACCAACAUGUCACCGAAGACAAUGCCAGGGACCACUCAAAAUUGCUGGAGCAACGUACUGGCUAUGAUUUGUGCGCAGGUUGCGCUGCACAGCACGUGGCGGCAAAUCAGCGUAAAAUCAAGCAGUGGGUUCACAGCGUCACCUUUGGUUGGCAGAGCUUCCGGCGCUUUGAAGAUGAUCAGACAGAUAUUCGACUUUACGUCCGCCAAGCCCAGAACGCAGCAGAGAUCGAAGUGGAAGGAAGUGGAGGGCUGCAUUGUGCCGUGGCUGUGAUGUCGAUGGAGGAUGAAUUGCCAAAAGCUUGGAUGUCCAUGGGCAGGAAGCUUGCGCAUGUGCCCCAACAAGCUGCAGCGCCCACAACCCUUGCGGUGAAAUUCCGCUGUGCAAAAAGUGGCGAUGAGAUUUCCCUCAGUGGCUCCCAACGAGGUCGCUUGGCCUUGACCCGACAGAGGUCCAAAUCAAAUGCUUGUGAUGAACAACAGCUACAUGCUUUGCAACUUGCCAAAAGCGCUGCGCAAGAAGGACUUUGGCACUUGAGCUUCCCUCCGCUCAGCGAGGGCGCUUCACUGACAGAGCCACAACUGCUGGAGGAGCUACGCGUACUGGCAUCUCGAGCAGGUUGUGUUCACAAUAUUCCACGAAAGCCAUCCGAUGAGAUGGAGCUCACACGCACCGCGAGCACAAGCAGUGACGCAGAACGAGCGGAAUCAAGUUUUGCAUCGCAUGGUUCAGGUACCAAGGGAGGCUUUUUUGAGCCGCUCUCAUCAGAUGUUUGCGCAAUUUGUCUUGGCUCUUUGGGUGAGCAGACAUGGAUUCGCGGGGCGCCUUUGCAAACAAGGAACUGCAACUGGAACUACACCCCGGGAGGAAAAAGAAAAGCAACAUGUGGACAGG
This is a messenger RNA of Durusdinium trenchii, 1200 nucleotides long. Lineage: Eukaryota; Dinophyceae; Suessiales; Symbiodiniaceae. The record is from the annotation of a GenBank genome assembly.